AUGGGUAUUUCAAGACCUUUUCCAAAUUCAGUUAAUGAAUAAUUAACAGGAAAUAUGAUAACAAGACUUUAUAGACCUCCUGAAAUAUUAUUUGGAAGUAAGCAUUAUAAUUAAUCAGUUGAUAUGUGGUCUUUUGGAUGUACAAUUGCAGAACUUUUCUUAAGUUAAAAUAAAAAACAUUUUUUUCAUGCUAAUAGUGAAAUAGAAUAAUUAUGUGUUAUUUUUUAAAUUAGAGGUGCAGCUAAUGAAUCCAACUGGACUGAUUGUACAAAACUAUCUUUAUAUAUGGAUUUUUAAGAUUUAUAAGCUUAAGAUUUGUAAGAGUUAAUACCUAAUGCUCCUAAGGAAUGUAUUUAAAUUAUUGAUUAAUUACUUUAAUUAGAUCCUAAAAAAAGAUCAGAUAUUAAUAAGGUUAUAUAUUAUAUUUUUUAAAAAAAAUAGUUUUAUAUUUUUUUUUUAAGAUUUUAGAGAAUUAAUGGCUAAAUGAAAAUGAAGAAGAAGGGAUAAAUAAAUUGA
Ichthyophthirius multifiliis is the source of this 516-nucleotide messenger RNA. RefSeq lists its product as hypothetical. Gene Ontology annotation, cellular component: nucleus. Gene Ontology annotation, biological process: protein phosphorylation. Gene Ontology annotation, molecular function: cyclin-dependent protein serine/threonine kinase activity; ATP binding. NCBI's taxonomy places the organism in Eukaryota, Ciliophora, Oligohymenophorea, Hymenostomatida. The transcript is spliced from 2 exons. The record is from RefSeq and is a predicted model, not a curated record.